AUGAGCGCAGAAGCAACGACGACUCCAAGCAUUCCUCCUAGAGCCUAUCAGGACCCACUAGAAACAUGGAGUGAGAAGUUCGUACGCAAGUUCAACGAGAACCCUUGGGUACCACUCGGCUGCCUGGCAACGUGCGGUGCCCUCGUCAUGUCCGCCGUGAAGUUGCGCGCCGGCAAGUCAAAGGACAUGAAUUACUGGCUGCGUGCCCGUGUCGUCCUACAGGGAGUGACCGUUCUCGCCCUCCUCAGUGGCACCAUGUCCCUACAAAAGGCACGAGAGGCUCGACUUGCAGCGGAGGCUGCAGGCGAGCUUUCCGAACCUGAGUUGUCAAAGGAGAAGCAGGCGGAGAAGGAGAAGGAGAGGAGCGAGUUUGAGGAGCGGCUGAAGCAGGCAGAGCUGACGACGGAGGUGGAGGCUGGGUUCGGCAUUGCUGGGACGAGGAGAGUGAAAACCUCAGACGUGAAGAGGGACGUAGGAUCGGGGCCCGCUCAGCCUCCUCCUGCCCCCAAUGCAACUUCCAACGAGCUGAAAAGCAGUGGUAAAUGGCGUUGGUGGUCAAGUAGUUCCAAUUCUAGCUCGCAGAACAGUGAAAAGCCUUGA
Cyclocybe aegerita is the source of this 600-nucleotide messenger RNA. Lineage: Eukaryota; Fungi; Basidiomycota; Agaricomycetes; Agaricales; Hemipholiotaceae. The record is from the annotation of a GenBank genome assembly.